Messenger RNA from Physella acuta, 1239 nucleotides. RefSeq lists its product as uncharacterized. NCBI's taxonomy places the organism in Eukaryota, Metazoa, Mollusca, Gastropoda, Physidae. Gene Ontology annotation, molecular function: metallopeptidase activity. The record is from RefSeq and is a predicted model, not a curated record.
CGCGAGGCUUCAGGUAAUGUCGCGAUCUUGUCCAGUUUGGUGAUAAGGAGAGUCUGUCUACUGCUGUCUUCUGUUGUCUGGUGAGGAAAGUCUGUCUUCUGUUGGCCUGGCUUGUUGGGUCGACAUGUUGCUGUUGCUGUUGGUGUCGCUGUUGGCGUCGCUGCUUGCUGGCACGCAGGGUCUCCCUGCCUCCAACUUGACAGGUCGCCUGUCCAGGCAGGACUACCAGUUCCUGCAGUCCCUGCCCAGGGUCCGGUCAUCGACCCAGAUGCCGGGGUUCAAGUACAUCUACGUGGACAGCGUGGGCGGCACGUCCUACCAGGUCAACCCGUCCAUCUACCAGCUGGAGAUUGCCGGCUCCCAGCGCACCUCGUAUGAGGCCAUUCAGGCCGCGGCCCAGUACGUCGGCAAGAUGACCCGGUACAUGCCCCUCAACAUCUUCAUCAACCUCUGCACGCAGGCCUCGGUCGGGAUCUUCACGGCCGCCGAGAAGCUGACCGUCUACCCGGAGUACAGUAACCUGGCUAACGGCAAUUGUGGAUCUUCGUGUACAGGUAGCUGCCAGCACACGUGCACGUUCGACGGCCGGAAGUACGAGGACAUCGCGGGGGUGGGCGGGGCCAGGGCAGUCAUCCUUGACGACAAUGUGCUGUGCUCGCCCCAGGACCCCUACAACCACCAGGAGAAUAUCCUGGCCCACGAGUUCACCCACACCAUCCAACAGUACGCCCUCACCCCCACCGACCAAGCCCACAUCACCCAGGCUUACAACGCCGCCAAGCAGGCCCAGACGUGGAACCUCAACUCCUACGCCAUGUCGGAUGACCGUGAGUACUUCGCCGAGGCCGCGACCGUGUUUUUCGGGGUCAACAUGUACAGUAGCCUCAACACGGGGGGCAUGAACGUGUGUGGGGUCAGCGGCUUCUGUGGGGGUGAGAUGCAGGCGCGUCAGAACCUGUGGGCCCGGGACCCCCGCCUGUACAGCAUCCUGUCAUACGUCUUUACCGACAACCGUCCCAGCUACUACAGUAGUCUGACUGUGUGUCCGGCAUUCACAGCUGUUGGCUGACAGAUGAGGACACAGUCCUGGUUGUUGGGUGACAGAUAGAGUCACGACGGAUCUGUCAUUGGAGAAGGCUAAUGCGUGUUUCUAGUUAAAUAAAUAAAUUGACUGCAUUCGGUUAACGAAACUAGCUUGUGUUUGAAGUUCUUAAAGUGAUAAAUAAAGCGUUAAGAAAA